AUCUAAACUAUUGUUAGAGGUCAGUUGGAAAUGCGAAUUAUUCUUAACUAGGAGUAUCCGCUGUUUAUUAGACCUCAAGAAUUAAUUUUGGAGUUACUAAAGUACAUCUUGCUUGCUUCAUUUGUUGUUUGCCGCCUUAUCAGCUCGAGCAAAGGCAGCUCAAGUCAACGAAAUCAAACUUAGUUGUGCUGCGACUGCCGAAGCUGAGACAUGUGGCUGCUGCGCGAAGCGUUCUUUUUUGGGCUACUGGCCAUGGCUUGGGCCUUCGGCGACGAGGCUAUCUUUGAGGACGAGGACAUCUACAACCAGGCACUGCCACCAGUUCCCCAUACGGGCAUCACGGUGCCCGGAACCAAGUGGUGCGGACCGGGCAACACGGCGGCGAACUUCGAGGAUUUGGGCCGCGAACGGGAGACGGACAAGUGCUGUCGUGCCCACGACCAUUGCGACGAGAUUAUCGAGUCCCACGGAGCACUCCACGGACUGCCCACCAACACAGACUGGUUUCCCAUCCUCAAGUGCACCUGCGAGCAGCAGUUUAUCAAUUGCCUGCAGGCAGUGAACAGCAUCACGGCCAAAACUCUGGGUCGUAUCUACUAUGGCAGCAGGAGCAGGUGCUUUGCCAACGGACAUCCCACCACCGGAUGCAAGCAGUACCAGGAGGGCACCUUCCGCAAGCGCUGUAUCCGCUACCAGGUGGACAAGUCCAAGGCCAAGGUCUGGCAGUUCUACGACAUGCCGUUCUUCACAAUCCCAGCGUCGGCGGGCUGACAUGAUAUCAACGAUUUGUAGACAAGAUGAUUACAUUACCUGAUGCGCACAUCACAUUAAUUAUUACUUAUAAGGUAAUCCCACUUUAAUCUGGAUGAAAUAUAAAAUACUCCGAAUAUUUUCUUG
Drosophila melanogaster (fruit fly) is the source of this 897-nucleotide messenger RNA. RefSeq names its product secretory phospholipase A2 (gene sPLA2). Lineage: Eukaryota; Metazoa; Arthropoda; Insecta; Diptera; Drosophilidae. The coding region runs from base 211 to 771 and encodes 186 amino acids. Gene Ontology annotation, biological process: arachidonate secretion; phospholipid metabolic process. The record is from RefSeq and is marked reviewed. Gene Ontology annotation, molecular function: A2-type glycerophospholipase activity. Gene Ontology annotation, cellular component: extracellular region. The transcript is spliced from 2 exons.